This is a messenger RNA of Pyricularia grisea, 1903 nucleotides long. RefSeq lists its product as uncharacterized. Gene Ontology annotation, biological process: protein stabilization; protein folding. Lineage: Eukaryota; Fungi; Ascomycota; Sordariomycetes; Magnaporthales; Pyriculariaceae. Gene Ontology annotation, cellular component: cytoplasm. The record is from RefSeq and is a predicted model, not a curated record. Gene Ontology annotation, molecular function: heat shock protein binding; protein kinase binding; protein-folding chaperone binding. The coding region runs from base 201 to 1685 and encodes 494 amino acids. The transcript has 3 exons.
CAGCUUUCCGGUCGAGUGGAACACAAGUACUGACUGAGAAUAUCAAAGACAAACUAGAGGAAGGGACUUGUUUAUCAUCGGCAUCUUAUAUACAUUCCCUCGCAGAACGGCCACUCUUUGUUGGCAGCAUUUAGACAUUUCACCCCCACCACCCCCUUUUCCCGAAUCUUGUCGAUAAUCCUCAAACCACCAUAGCCAAAAUGCCGCUCGAUUACAGUAAAUGGGACGCGCUGGAGCUCAGCGACGACUCGGACAUCGAGGUGCACCCCAACGUCGACAAGCGGUCCUUCAUCCGGGCCAAGCAGAACCAGAUCCACAUGGAGCGGGCGCAGCGCAAGCAGCAGAUCGAGACGCUCAAGUACGAACGCGUCGUCAACGACGGGCUCCUGAAGCGCAUCAGCGCCCUGCUGGCCUCGCUGCGGGCGCACGCGGCCGACGCGGCCAGCGGCGCCAAGAACCCGGCCGAGGUGGCGUUCCAGGCCGUCAUGGAGUCGGCGCAGGGCACGAGGGCCGAGGACGACCGGCCCCCGAAGCGGCCAGAGGGCGUCCACGGUAGCGAGGAGGAGUUGCCGACGUACACGAAGAUGAUGGCGACGCUGCUGGACCAGGUCAACAAGGCCAUGGAAGAGAAGAAGGUCACGCAGGAGGAGAGGUACGGCGCCAUGACGGCCGAGAUCGAGGAGCACCUCAAGAAGGUGCAGGAUCUGCAGAGGGACCUGGAGAAGAAGCUGGCGGAGCUCGAGAAGGAGGAGAAGAGCAAGAUCACCAGCGAGAGCAUCCACACCGGGUUCGACACGUCGCACGUCAACAAGGCCAAGGCUGCCGACUCCGCCAAGGCCUCCUCGAGCAGCCAGCCGGAGCUGCUGAACCCGAACUUCAACAAGGGGAACGCUGCUAAGGAAAACACGGCCGCGAGCGGAGGGUCUCUGGACGACGACGACGAUGACGAGAUGGAGGCGUCUCCAGCAGCGAGGGAGUUUGCCAAGAUCAAGCAGGGCGACUACCUCGCCUCGCAACAGUUCUUGACGUCACACCCGCAACUUUUGGCGUCUGAACGAGAGACGGAUGGCCUACUGGUCCUGGCUUUCGACGCUCAGCUGCAGAACCGCGACGAGGACGCCAGGAGGUACGUGCACCAGGCACUGCUGCUGCAGUACUGCCGCGCCCUGGGCAGGGACGGAGUACAGCUCUUCUUCAAGCGGGUGACCACAAAGGGUCACCAGGCUCAGGACAUAUUCUUCAAGGACGUUCAGGAGACGUAUGGCAAGAUCAAGAACCGCGCCGGUGAGAUCAAUGCGCAGAGGGCCAGGGACGCAGCCGAGGGCAAGCCGGACGGCGUCGAGCAGAUCCAGCUGCACGCUGUCGAGCCCGGCACGGUCAUCAGCAUUCGCGUACCGGAGAAGGACAGCUCGGACCCGGGAGAGCAGGCGGCCAGGGCCAUAUUUGAUGGGUUCAGUCCCGAGAUGAAGGCCGCGCUGGAGACGGGAAGUCUGGACAAGGUCAACAAGGUCCUGGGUGAAAUGGAUGUGGCUGAGGCCGAGGAGUUGGUGGGCAAGUUCUCAGAGGCCGGUGUGCUCAGCGUUGAAGAGCAGAUUAUUGAUACUACAACAGAGGAGGGCAAGGCGCAACUCAAGGAGAUUGAGAAGAAAGGUGUCGAGUCGCAGUUUGCGGAUGACCCAGAGUAAUUUUUUUUUCUUGUUCUGUUGCUACCUACCUCACAUGCCGGUAGAUCUUACCCCCAACGUGGGUAAGGUAGAUACAGAUGGUUGAUGAUGCAUUGCUAUGGCGUUGGGUUCGGACUUCUGAGAUGGGUUAUUUGUGCAUGAUGGAUAUUUCUAGAUGACUACCUUGGGCAUUUGUCACAAAAAGUCAAGAUACGAGCAAGUAAAUUCGAGUAGGCAUG